UCUGGGUGCUCAGGGGCCCGGGCCAGACGGAGGACUGGCCAGGGCAGGUGUCCAGACGAGCGGCCUCUGGAGGACACAUACAAGGAAGGGAUGGGAGCUGCCCGGCCUCUCCCUGCUCUGGGCCCCGCGGUCAUGGUCCCCCAGAGAGGGCCACUCCUGCUGCUGGCCCUCAGCCUGGGCCUGGCUUGUGCCCAGCAGACACUAGAAGAGGUGCCCGUACAGCCAGGCUUUAAUGCCCAGAAGGUGGAGGGGCGCUGGCUGACCAUCCAGCUGGCCUCUAGCCGUGCACACCUGGUCUCCCCAGCCGACCCCCUGAGGCUCGGCCUCCGUUCCAUCUGGACCCGGGAUGAGGAUGUGACGUUCGUCUUGUUCUGGACAGGAGAGGGCGUGUGCCAAGGAGUCAACGUCACCGUCCACCCGACUGGGCUCCAAGGCCAGUUCCAAGGCUCCUGUGAGUGGCCCAGGCCCCCGGCCCGGGUGCCGUGCUGGGCGAGGGGAGGGCAGGGGACGCCUGAUGCCCUGCACCAGGGUCACGGGGGAAGCACCGUGCCGGAGGGAGACGCCCUCCCGGUGCCCAGCGCUGCCCCGGGGAUGGGUCUGGGGGCGGAGGAGAGGGGGCUCACCUGUCACCGCCCGGGGUCUCCCACAGGGGAGGGAGGCAAUAGCAUGCACGUCUGCUUCGUCGGCACCGACUACAGUAACCUCGUUCUUUACGUCCGCCUCGAGGAUGCCGGCGAGGUCACCAGCCUGUGGGCGCUGCUGGCCAGAACGACGCCCGGGGACCCCACGUGGCUGGGGAAGUACCUGGAGUACGUUAGGGAGCUCCGGCUGCACAAAGCCCCGGUCUUCAAUCUCGAUGCCCGGUGUCCCCCAGCUGAAGCCUAGGUCAGGGCCGCCCGAGGCUACCUGCCCGGCCCUCCUGCCCCCUGCCCUCGCCUCUCCCCGCUUCCCCCACCUUGCUUGCUCCGGUGCCUCCCAACCCCCCGAGGCAGACCCUCCAGCCUGGGCCUGGGCCUGGCCCCCACCUUGUCCGCCUCCCAGCCUCUCCCGGCCCGGCCCAGGGGCGUGAGAACGCUCUAGGAGGGGACAGGUGGCCCCCGGAAGUCUGGGCCACAGCGAACACAGCACUGCAGUCUGGCGGAUGGGGCCACCUGUGGAGUCCCUUCAGGGACACGACCCUGCGAGGGGCUGGACUGUACCCUCUGACCUGCUCCCGCCACCUGGGUCCUGCUAGGAUGACUCCAGAGAGGUGCCCUGGGCCCCGUGAGCCGAUGCGACGAGUCCCCGCCCAGGUCAGAGGGCGCCGAGUGAGCGCAGCACCAGCCCGUGCUCCCCAGAGGAGCCAGGUCAACACAGGCCCGUGCACCUGCACCACAGAUGAGACAGCGCCGUCCCCUGGAAGUCAAGGCCACUACGAGGGCAGUGCCCGGAUGGCAGGCGUCCCCCUCUGCCCAG
Molecule: messenger RNA, 1455 nt
Organism: Acinonyx jubatus (cheetah)
Lineage: Eukaryota; Metazoa; Chordata; Mammalia; Carnivora; Felidae
Product: beta-lactoglobulin
Exons: 5
Coding region: 91-885 (264 amino acids)
Molecular function (GO): small molecule binding
Source: RefSeq, a predicted model, not a curated record